AUGCCGACCCACCUCCGAAACCUGUUUUACGAAGCGGCCCAAGCCGAGAUAAGUAAAUUAGAGGAGAUGGACGCUUGGAAAAUCAUUGACGAACACGAAGCGUCUACGAAACCUAUUCCUCUAAAGUGGGUGUUCACUUACAAGCUUGAUCAAGACGGCUACCUCGACCGCUGCAAGGCACGAAUUUGCGUCCGCGGCGACCUCCAGGCGAAGCAUCCUCUCGAACAGACCUACGCAGCGACCCUCGCAGCAAGGACGUUUAGAGUAGCGAUGGCGCUCGCGGCGGAAUUCGACCUUGAAGUAGACCAAUUCGACGUAGUCAAUGCGUUUCUAAACGCAACAAGAGGACCGAACGACCCGCCUGUCGUCUGCUACCUACCAGACGGCUUCAAACAGAACGGGAAGUACGUCGAGCUCCGCCGUGCCUUAUACGGGCUACGAGACGCUCCCCUCCUUUGGUAUAAGGAGUUCUCAUCAACGCUGCGGCGCCUGGGACUCAAGCCUGCAAGCGAAGACCCCUGUCUCUUCACUUCAAACGAUAAGAAAGUGAUGGACCAAGGCCCUGUCGAGUGGUAUCUAGGCAUUCGCGUGAUACGUGACCGUGAGAAGCGAACAAUUAACCUCGCACACGACCAAUAUAUCGAACGCGUAGCGAAGAAAUUCAACCUUAUCGACUCGAUCGUGCCGCAUACACCAUUGCCAUUCGUCCCGCUCCAGAAGAACACCGCUGAAGCGACCCCUGACCAGGUAAAGCAAUACCAAGAGAAGGUCGGCUCAAUUCUGUACACUGCGAUCAUGAUUCGCCCCGACGUCGCCUUCGCUUGCGCUACACUCUCGAGGUUCCUAACGAACCCGUCUCUCGAACAUCAGAAGGCCGCGAACCAAGUCAUUAGAUAUCUUUAUCACACUCGCUACCUUUCGCUCUGCUUCGGUAGCUCGGGGGGUGCAGGUGCCCAAGUUCUCCUAAUUGCGGGCGACGCCUCGUUCGCAGACGACGAAGAGACGCGGCGUUCAUCUCAAGGGUACAUCAUCUCACUGUUCGGCGAAGCGGAACUCCUUAGCCUCGAAAACACUGCUAAGGAGACCAUCGCUCUCAAACGCUUAUUUCGGGAUAUUGAACUAGACCUCGGAGACGUAUGGAAGAUCCAUUGUGACAAUCGCCAAACGAUUCGCCUGGUAGUAGGCGACAAGGAACGCAUCUCAACGCGCCUUCGCCACGUUGAUAUACAGAACAUGUGGCUACGCCAAGAGUAUGCCAAGAAGACGUUCGACGUGGUAUAUAUGCCUACCGACGAGAUGCCAGCAGACGGUCUCACAAAAGCACUCUCCCGAGCGAAGUUCGAACACUUCAGGGCACUUCUAAACCUACAAGACAUUCGGGCACAAGUCACAAGAAGCGAAGAGAAACAGGUGCGCGCGAGCAAUGCUGGCCCGGAGGCCGAAAGUUAA
Molecule: messenger RNA, 1449 nt
Organism: Colletotrichum truncatum
Lineage: Eukaryota; Fungi; Ascomycota; Sordariomycetes; Glomerellales; Glomerellaceae
Source: RefSeq, a predicted model, not a curated record